AGGUGAAAGGGUAUGGAGGUGUAAAUGAUGACGAUGUAGCGGUAAAGGGUGAUGUUACUGCACAGAAUGCAAAUGAUAAUGCAGCAAAUAAUCAAGACAACGUAGCUGGCGGAGGAGAAAUGGAUGCCGAGCAAGAGGAGAAGGAUAGCGAAGAGGUGGUUUUGGAGGAUCUUGCUGGUGAACGGCAGGAUACAACCGAGGUCGAAGAAGAAGAGGAUCAUGCUAGGGUGGAGAAGGAUGAGCAGAUGGUUAAUUAUGUCAGAAAUGGCCAAGAAUAGGCACUUGAAAAAGGAGGAUAUCAGGAAGGUGUUGGGACAGGUCGGUGAUGUUGUGGAGGUCCGUCUCCACAAGGAUCUCUCCACCAACAAGAACAAGGCGUUUGCGUUCGUCAGGUUUGCAAACAAACAGCAGAUAAAUGGCAAGCAAUGUUGUGUCGGUGCUAGCGAGGACAACGACACACUAUUCUUGGGAAAUAUUUGCAAUACAUGGACAGAGGAAGCUAUUAAGAAAAGGCUGAAUGAGUAUGGGAUACAAGGAGUUGAAAGCUUAACUCUGGUUCCUGAUACUCAAAAUGAGGGAAAGAACCGGGGCUUUGCAUUUCUUGAGUUUUCUUGCCACGGAGAUGCGAUGAUUGCAUUUGAAAGGCUGCAGGAACCUGAUGUUGUGUUUGGUCAUCCCGAGAGAACUGCAAAAGUUGCUUUUGCAGAGCCGAUAAAGGAAACAGAUGCAGAAGUUCUGUACAAGGCUAAGUCAGUUUUUAUUGAUGGACUCCCACCAUAUUGGGAUGAAGAUCGUGUUAAGGACCGAUUCAAAGCUUACGGUUUAUUAGGUGUGGUGCUUGCUUGUGACAUGUCAAGUGUCAAAAGAAAUGGUUUCGGAUUUCUUUACUUCUCAACCCAUGAGGAAGCUCUUGCUUGUAUUACUAGCAUGUGGUAUAGUUUUGGUGGACACUUUGGUGAAAAACUAUAUUUCUCCACAGAAGGUUGGCCUCGUGUUAAGAGGCCGCACUCUCAAAUGGAACCUGAUCCUGGGUGCUUUGAGCCUGGUCCUCGCUGUGUAUGCCCUCGCUUUGACUAUUACGAGCCUCCCUUUUAUCGGGGGAACUGAUUUGAUCACUAUGAUGAGCCACCAUUUUCUGGA
Molecule: messenger RNA, 1140 nt
Organism: Triticum dicoccoides
Lineage: Eukaryota; Viridiplantae; Streptophyta; Magnoliopsida; Poales; Poaceae
Product: APOBEC1 complementation factor-like
Exons: 5
Coding region: 124-1107 (327 amino acids)
Molecular function (GO): RNA binding
Source: RefSeq, a predicted model, not a curated record